Trichoderma citrinoviride is the source of this 528-nucleotide messenger RNA. RefSeq lists its product as hypothetical. Bases 1 to 528 code for a protein of 175 amino acids. Gene Ontology annotation, biological process: DNA-templated transcription. Gene Ontology annotation, molecular function: zinc ion binding; DNA binding. The transcript is spliced from 2 exons. NCBI's taxonomy places the organism in Eukaryota, Fungi, Ascomycota, Sordariomycetes, Hypocreales, Hypocreaceae. The record is from RefSeq and is a predicted model, not a curated record.
AUGGAGAGCUGUAUCCGAUUCUGCCAAGGAAAUUCAGCGGAUAAUGUGUUAUUGGUCUAUCUCUUAUACCGCACAAGUAUCGUUUCAUCAAUGUUGCAUGGUAAUGAUAAUGCCAACUUUUGGCGCUUUCACUCGGGAACUGUCUCUUUGGCUUGUGCAAUGCGGCUGGAUGCCAUGUCCGAUUCAUCCAUACAAGAUCGCCUCAUAUCUAAGCAGUCGGAGCGUCGUCUGUUCACGGCCAUCUAUGUCCUGGAUAAGGCGGCUGCGUUCUUUGCUGGGAGAUCGCCGCUGUUGGCUUCGCACCGAGGCACUACGGCUUUGCCUUUGGACAUAUCAAACGCCAUUCUCGUACGCUGGGAGGCUGGCAACAGUGCAGAAUUUGACUCGCUAGGCAUCGACGACCAUACAAGUGGCAGAAUCUACCCCACAACCAGUCUUCGAGCAAGAGGGCUCAUAGCUCGCAUUCGAGAAGAUAUUUUGGCUAUAGCCUUAAACAUGAGGCAAAGAAACCCACUUGAAUUGAUGUGA